Messenger RNA from Chinchilla lanigera (long-tailed chinchilla), 1938 nucleotides. RefSeq lists its product as uncharacterized. The transcript is spliced from 2 exons. The coding region runs from base 769 to 1680 and encodes 303 amino acids. Lineage: Eukaryota; Metazoa; Chordata; Mammalia; Rodentia; Chinchillidae. The record is from RefSeq and is a predicted model, not a curated record.
GCUAAAUCCCCAGCCCCUCUUGAUUUUUUUCUAUUAAAAAAAAAAAGAAAAUAAAAAAGAAACAGUCUCAGAAAGAGGACUUCCUGCUAGGCCGGGCAGCCAGAGACCAGUGAUUCACAUCCAGAUCUGCUUGACUGCAAAGCUGGUCUUGUCCACUAAAGGCCCUGCCCUUGGAUCUCACAGCAGUCUCUUCCAGUACACCAGAGUGCACUUUGACCUCACAGCCCACAGUGAGCUCCGAGAUAGCUCAAAGCAAAGAAGGAAAAAGCAGCUCAUUCAAGGAUGGGCACAGGGGCUGGCAAGCCUGAGGUCCUGAGUUCGAUUCCUGAUACGGGGUGGCGGGGAGAAGAAAAAGGAUGAGCACAGUCAUGCAAGUUAAAGCACCAACAUACAAAAGAGGAGGACUCCAGUUGACCACAUGGGGCGGGGGUGGGGGGAGACCAGGCUUGGGGCCACUGUGAAAGUCACUGCGCUUCGUCAAACAACCACACAACAACUCCUGACUACUGACCACUGCCAGAGCACCAGGCCCUGUUCACAGGACCUUGUGUCCUAAGAUUCGAGUAUGUCCACACCUCACUCAAUUCUCAUAAGAUCUACUUAAAUGGCCGCUCACCCUCUUUCACAGAUGGGGCAGCCAAGACCCAGAGAGCCUAAGUGCAUUGUCCCCGGACACACAGGGAGGCUGUGCCGCAGAGCGGGGCUGCUGGGUGGUCACGCUGUCCGCACGGGACAGCAGAAGUGCACCGCCGGGUGAGCGAAUACGGAAUGAACACCACGGAUGCGCACGCACCGAACCCACCUGCGGGCUCUCCCCUCAGGGCUCUGGUUGCCCCAAGCGUCCCUGUUGAGCCUCAGCUUCCAGGUGUGGGAAAUGGGCCAGCAGCCUCUGUGGUGGCCAUGACCAGCAAGCACAGGAUACUCAGGUCUCCCGACAGGCUCUGCAGCCAGCCGGGAGGGCCCCCAGGUGUCCACAGCCUGGGGGAGCCCUGUGGGGGCGACUCUUGUGAUCCCAGGACUCUCCCAGGCCUGAAGGAAGCGAGGGGCUGGCUCCCGGGCACAGGACCCCACUUAAGCACACAGCAGGGGAGCAGGGGGCCGGCCCACUGCAUGAGGUGGGUCUCUAACCCGGCCCUAUUCCUCCUUGCAGGCCUGGGGCUCAGGACCCUGGGCCCUCCAGCCAAGGCCGCUGCACCUGCACCCUGGUGGGCUUGGCCCGCACCCCCGCCUGCAGCCCUGGCUGCUUCUGUCCCCCGCCCUGCCCUCGACCGCCCUGAGCCCUCCUGCCAGUUGGAGGACACGGCUUCCUGCCCAUGGCUGUUCCCCAGCCCUCGGCCAGCUGGGGACCCUGCGUUCUCCUCAGCGGGUUCCCUGACUUUUUGGUGCUGCGGAUUGAACCCAGAGCCUGCACCUGCUAGGCACAGCCUGUACCACCGAGCAUCACCCUGGCCAGAUGUCUGCAGGCCCAGAACUCAGCGCGGGGUCGGGCAAGACGACCCUAUGGAGAGAUCUGCUAGCGCCACCUUAACGAAGUGCCAGAAACCGAGUGCGUUAAAGAACACAAACGGAUCCUCUCACCCACCUGGAGGCUGCAAAUCGGAGUUCGAGGUUACCGGGCCUCUCUCUCCCCCACCGCAGGCACCACGCAGUAAGCGUUCAGCGUGCGGCUUCAUAAGAUGAGUUUUCACAGAGGGCACAUGCCCGGAGACUCACCCCGAACAGCCCCCAGCCGCUCCACGCCCACCUUCCGUGUGCCGGGAGCAUUCAGGAGAGCAACGCGCCUGGGCGGGGCCAGGGCGUGAGGCGGGGGCGGGGCCGGACAAGAUCAGGCAUAGGCGGGGCUUGGAAGUCAGGGGCAAGGUACCCACACACGCUUGACUCAGAAGAAAGCAGCAAAGGCGCUUUCCAAGCCGCUGCGCGAGCUCGUUAAAGACAAUU